CGCAGUGGUGGUGCUUCAAAACGCGCCGUUUUGCCGUCUCAUUUACUGGUGCUCUCGUGGUUUGGGUCACAUUCCACGUGCGCGUGCCGCACUUGAAGAGCCCUAUGCCAACCUCAUGCUGCAUAACUCCACACGAUUUUGGCCAGAAUGAUUUUUGUUUAUAAGCCCGCCAUGUGCUGAUUGCGAGGAUUUGGCGGCAGUCUCAGAAAACAGAGCAUGGGUGCCAAGUGUUCUUCUGGAAGAAUGAUCAGCCAAGCAGCUAAGCAGUCGAAGAAACACAAUCGCAUGUGAAUAAUGUGCAUGUACCCUUUACCCCGUGUUGUGUAUUUGUGAAUUUGUGUUAACUACUAUCGUUGUAGUACAAUGUCCAUCCAAUGCCUAGUGAUGCUACCAGUGGUGUGUGUCUUUCUAGCACUCUCUUGCAAUUUGUGGUCCUAGUGGGUUACAAAACUUUGCAUUGAUGACAUUGAACGGUGGGACAAAAACACCGAGACUCAAAGCCGCAGUGCAGUUCAAAGACCCAUUAUUGUUGAAAAAAUGCCACUGAGCUUCACAAUCUGUUACUGGCCACAGGAUCCAAUCGGCACUCGUGUAUUGAUGCGUUCACAAAAUCACAGAGCGAGAGAGCUAAACAUUAUGCCACAAUGGAAGUGUCUCGUAGAGCCUCACUUGCAGAGAAGGUAGUGCCUCAAAUAGUGUCUGUUACAGGAAACGAAGCGCACACAAGAUCCAAUUUGAGCCGCAGUUAGGAGGUGAAAGAGGUAUCGCAGAUGAAAAAAUAAUAUUAUUAGCGCCCAGCUCGUCGAGGGGACGCACUUGCCGUGCCCGGUAUUUACUUGUAGACACGAUUCAGUGCCUGCGACUGUGCUCCAAGGGAUAUCCGACUUUAUGCCAUGGUCCCAAGUACACCAAGUUCGGGGUGUGGUGAGGCAGCGAAACGGGAAAUCCUCGAACCGCGUUAUGGAAGCUAAUUAAAUGUGACGCAGUAAAAUAGUGUGAAUUUUGAAAAGUGCCAUAAGAUAAUAUACACAUAUAUUACUCUCGUAUAUUUGUUCUAUAAAUACAUCUAACAUGCAACGGCUUACAAAGCAGUCUUUGUUGCACCUAGUCAAGGAGUACAACUCAGAGAUGUGUAAUCCCAGCCGGGUUCUGUGAGGAAAGAGACGUCACAGAGAAAUGGCUUAGUAGUCGCUAAGUGUUUUAUAAAAAUAUCUUGACAAUGAUUAGGCAGCGAUAAAAGGAGUGGAGACCGCCGAUAUGCCGAUAUGCCGCCUCCUGGAGAAGAUCAAACGAAUGAGAAGGAACAAUCCGAUCUAGAGAUGAUUAAACAACUUCAACUAAUACGAAGUCGAUUACUAAGUCAGACCCAUUACGUUAGCAUGACCGACAUUGAUGCAAGUGCUCAACAGCAACAACACCUCCAAAACGUGCAGAGGCUGCAACACGAAAGCUGCCUUCAAGAGUUGCACAAUCAACUGAGCAGUCAGUUUGGGGCAGCUCGAUUUGCAGCACCGAACCCCCACCACCAGCAGCAGGCAGUUUCCGUGUCUUCCGGAAACUUGGUUCCAUUCCUUCCGGCCUUCCUACAGCCCCCAAUGCCUGCUCAGCAGCUUUUGCAGCUUAUUCCUGGCCAUGCGAGUCCCCAAACUGUCGCCCACCACAGUCACCCGCAAAACGAGCCAUCCAGCGCACACAAAAUGGCCCUAGCUCCUAUGUGGUCCACUGCGGCGGUGGCGGCUGCGCACAUUCAGGCGGCCCUGGCGGCUGCAGCGGUAGCAGCUGCCAAUAGCAAUCAAAGCAGCAACAAUUUUUCUAGCAACAACAACGUACUCGCUUCAUCAAAUAUUGCUAAUGAGCCAUCGAGCGCAGAUUCCUCCGUCUCUCUGCCACUGAUGGAGAUCGGAGAGAUGAGAAGAGGCGGGAAUGGAGGGGCAAGCUUGUCAAGGCCAGAGUCCCCAGCAUACGAAAACCCACCUUAUGCAAUCCUCUCUUAUAGCCACAACACACCUCCGGAAUCUCCACAUGGGCGAACAGCUGAAUGUUCCAAAAACUUUCCACCAUCUCCGAUGGACAAUCACAGCAUGGCGAGCCUCUCUGAAGCCCAAGACUCGGAAAUGGAUGCUCCACUGAAUCUCAGCAAGCCAAAGGGAUCGCCCAGUUCUUCGCCGAACAGCUCUUCCCAAAGGGAUCACAGCGAAAGCCUUACUCCCGUUGUGUCCAGUCCACCCCUUAGCUGGCAUCAAGGGCAACAACAUUAUGCCGAGAUAGAGUCACCUCUUUUGAAGAGUCAUGGAAGAGUUUGGAACUCAGCUGUCGUCGGUUCUGGAGGAUCACGUGCAACGCGCAUGAGUCGGGACUCAGUGAACAGUUGUGGUACGAAUUCAGAAAGAUCUGCUGCGUUGGACCCAGAAACCAUUAACCCAAGUCAAAUUGGCCCUGUACCUCCGUCACCGUCGUCACAUCCACUGCGGCAAGGCAAUGGGCAUGGACAUGGACACGGUCAUAGCCACGGGCACGGGCAUAGCAAGCCGCACAUCAAGAGGCCUAUGAAUGCGUUCAUGGUGUGGGCAAAGGAUGAGCGAAGAAAGAUUUUGAAGGCAUGUCCGGACAUGCAUAACUCGAAUAUAUCGAAAAUCCUGGGUGCGCGCUGGAAAGCAAUGUCUAACGCCGACAAGCAGCCAUAUUACGAGGAACAGUCAAGGCUCUCAAAGCUUCACAUGGAGCAGCAUCCGGACUACCGCUACAGACCACGACCGAAGCGCACCUGCAUUGUAGAUGGCAAAAAGAUGCGUAUUUCCGAAUAUAAAGUCCUGAUGCGCAAUCGGCGGGCUGAGAUGAGACAGCUAUGGUGUCGGACCGGCGGGGUCAGUGGCUCUGGAAGUGCCUGCGCCGAUCCCUGUCCAAAAGGACACCCCGGUGGAUCAAACGCCCAGGCGGCGGUUGCAGCCGCUGCAGCUGUUUACCAUUUGCAGGAUAUGGCAUCUGCAGCAGCGUCUACCGUUCAUGGCAACGACUGCGGGCACACGCCCCCUCAGCAGUUCUUCUACCCGCCGGAAAGCUUAUCGCCCUCUGGCUUUUCCUCCGACGAAGUGGAGUUGGCAUCUCAGCGCGAGCUGGACGAUUAAGGUGGGGACGGCGAUUGCCAGGCCAAUAACGGGAUAGUGACAAUUCUGACGAGACGUACCAGUUCUCCAUAGCACAGAAGGGAGGGAGAUAAUUAAAUGUAAUCAGCUUUGUAAAUACAAAACGGUUAGGAUAGUCACUGUUUGAUUUAGCCAUAUAAGUUUCAGUUCAAGUGCCAUUACACGCGUAUAAAUAUAGAUAAUUUGUGAAACCAUAGUUCGCAAGACAUUCGGUCUUGGGAACAUUGCAAUUUUUGUGCCAUUUACGCACCAAUGCUGUAGCCAUAGAAAUAUACUCCAGUUUAGACGUACUCAAAUAGGUAGUUAGUAUCGUUUAAUAUUUGUAAAAUAUACAAACUCAAAUAGAUUCAUAUGUAAAUGUCAAAUUUGUAUGCGUCCAAAUACUCGAACGUAGUCUAAUAGAAGCCACUAAAAUACAUAAGUAUACAUAUAUUCACUUAGUCGUAUAUUUUCAUGAUUACUUUCGAGUUAAUUAUUUAAAUUGACUUGUGUGCAUACUUAGUAAACACAUUGCUAUGUUGUUAUAAAAACUAAUAGUAUUCCUAUUCCGGCAGUAAGCCGCUUUUCGUAUUGCUGGUGUUUAUUAUGCUGGUGAUUAAAAUGUAUAUUUUCAAAAAAUUCACAGAAUGUAUUGUCUUUGAAGAAAGGGUCAAAAUGUACAAUCAGUCAGAAUAUCAUUUCCCGCUAACCUUAUUAAUUUUAAUCUUUAACAAUGCAAUCGAAUCAAAAUGCGCAUACUCUGAAAUAUAAAUUUAAAACUAA
This is a messenger RNA of Drosophila takahashii, 3905 nucleotides long. It is a transcript of the gene Sox102F, whose product is annotated as transcription factor Sox102F. Gene Ontology annotation, molecular function: DNA-binding transcription factor activity, RNA polymerase II-specific; RNA polymerase II cis-regulatory region sequence-specific DNA binding. The record is from RefSeq and is a predicted model, not a curated record. Gene Ontology annotation, biological process: regulation of transcription by RNA polymerase II; cell fate commitment. Gene Ontology annotation, cellular component: nucleus. Lineage: Eukaryota; Metazoa; Arthropoda; Insecta; Diptera; Drosophilidae.